This is a messenger RNA of Apis mellifera (honey bee), 1223 nucleotides long. RefSeq lists its product as uncharacterized. The transcript has 7 exons. NCBI's taxonomy places the organism in Eukaryota, Metazoa, Arthropoda, Insecta, Hymenoptera, Apidae. The record is from RefSeq and is a predicted model, not a curated record. The coding region runs from base 226 to 1161 and encodes 311 amino acids.
CGCAACAAGGUGGACAAGGAGGUGGUUCCGCACACGGAGUGCAUUUUCCUUCUUGACGAGCUGCUUCUCGUAUCGCAGCGAACGUUUGAUCGGUUGAACAGGGACACGUCUGUUGCUCUUUUCGUCGUGCUUUCGUUUCCCGAACCACCGCCUCUCGAUUAUUACGUAACCGAUGUCUCGCCGACGAUUAAAUCGGACGGAAUAUUUCACCAUGGGAAACCGUCCAUGUCCCAUAAAUGCGUGGCUAAGCAGCUCAGGCCGAUCAAACGGAAAAUAACCGACCCUCUAGCGCCUAUACAGGAAGUGAAUCCACGCGUUUUGCAAGAAUGGGUCGACAAGGACAAAAUAUACGUGGAUCAUCCUACGAAGGAUGAUGGUGUCGUUUUCCAAACGCUUUGUUUUUUGCCGAGAUCGAAGCUGAUUUAUGACCGAAAGCAAAAACCUCUAUUCUCCGUGUUUCCCCGAUCUGUUCAAUACGAAUUAUGGUACAUGCGCGAAAAGCAAAUGAAGGAGCUCGAGAAACGGAGAGCACCCGUCACACCGUGCGCUACUCAAAAAGAGGAAACGGUUGAGAAGGAUGAAGAACCGUGCAGUCUGAUAAAAGUGCCAUUUUGGUAUAAGGAUAAAACCGAAAGACCGAGCGGCAUUCCUCCCCCAGUUGGAGACAUAAACGACUACUCGUACGAGAAGUUCGACAAAACCGUCGAGCAAGACGUAAAACUUAGCGAAAAACUGGACAUAGAUCAUCCGGGCAAAUAUAUACCGGGUGCGAUUCAUCGAUUACAGGGUUCAGGCGACACGAGUAUGAUAGACGAGUUGCAAAGAGCGGAUGCCUUUAAAGUAGUUCUGAAGGAGCGCGAAACCUUAGCGGAAAAGCCACCACCUGUUGAAGAAAACGUUUGCUAUUCUGAAAAACCAGUCGUAACGGAUAUAGAAGUUGUAGAAGAUAGCGACAAGGAUGUUCGAUGGUAUCCCGUGUACGAAGAUUUAGAAUUGCCAAGAACUGAUGCCGAAAGGCAAGAGGAAUUACGAAAAUUAACCAAACCUUUUUUACACGAUUUGCAUAUAUGGUAUUCAAAGAACAAACCGACGAAAUUGUUCACCCCUGUUAGACAAAUUGGAAAGAAAGCAAUGCCUGAAAGGCGGUUUUCUCACUUGUAAUAUUGUCCUUGGUGUAUUAUUAAGAUUAAGAUAAAUAAAAUUGAUAAAAAUAAAAUGAAAAA